Molecule: messenger RNA, 1296 nt
Organism: Uranotaenia lowii
Lineage: Eukaryota; Metazoa; Arthropoda; Insecta; Diptera; Culicidae
Gene: Aven
Product: arp2/3 complex-activating protein rickA
Exons: 2
Coding region: 135-1247 (370 amino acids)
Biological process (GO): negative regulation of G2/M transition of mitotic cell cycle
Source: RefSeq, a predicted model, not a curated record
CGAGCUUUGACGGAUCGUUCCGUUUGUAAACAUUGGAGUAGUUGUUGAAUGCUGCGUGAAUUUAUCUCUGGGGAUUUUAGAAGAAUUUCACAUAGCCAUAAUUCAUAGGUUGCACCGGAAUUAAUUCGUAUGCAAUGGAUAAAAGCGUUGGCAAGGACAAACGUCGCCAAGACAAAGCUCACAAAAAGCCUCAUCCCGUCAAGCAGAAGGCUAAUAAAAUCGGUAAGCCUACUAAGGAAGUUGCCCCGGUACCGGCCCCAGAACCUCUGAUAGAUUACGACGAUCGAUUUUCGAAACGGCCCAUCGAAUCCAACUUUAACUGUGAUUUGCCAUCGAGUGGGAGUGAUUCCGAGGACGAACAGCAGAAGGCUGCCGAUUUUGAAAAGCUGUUACAAAUUCCUGCUUCUACCAGUGGACACUUUUUCUUGAGUUCCGAAAAGCACUGGGUCAAAGAAGCUCAAGAACCAUCGAUUGCGAGUGGGAAAACAGCACAUCAGUACGGCCAAUACUUUAAGAUUGACACCGCACAACUGAACCUGGGUUUGGUCUCAAUUCCGUUGCACGAGAGGAACCAUUACCCGGUUGAUAUAUUUACGUCUAGAGAAAUCGAUAUCUUAAAGUUGAAAGCUGAACUAGAAUCACAAAAAUACAUAAAAAAGUACAAAUCAUCGCCCUUAGUUCACAGCAAAUUAAAAACUAUAAAAAUGAACGCUGAUUCUAAUUUUGGAUCGGAAAACGCUAUUCCGCCUCAGCCAAUACCUUGCCUUAUUGGACCGGACGCUUUGCCAGUGGAGCCAAUCCCACCGCAACCAUUCCCUUGUUUAAUUGGACCGGACGCUUUGCCUGCUGAGCCAAUCCCACCGCAACCAAUUCCUUGUCUUAUUGGACCGGAUGCUUUACCAGCAGAGCCAAUCCCACCGCAACCUUACCCUUGCCUGAUCGGGCCGGAUGCCUUUCCCGGUGGAGUAAAUCCAUUGCGACCGACACCUUGCCUGAUAGGCCCUUCAGCUUUGCCACGUGGCGCUUCGGAUUCCACGACAGCAGUGAGUGGGAUUUCGGAACGUAUGAGCUCCGUUAAGGUGAGCAACUCAUCAGCAACGGAUAACGAUGUGGUUCCAAUUGAUAAUGGAGAAUCUUCAGUGGACAACAAGAAAGAGUCGGGAAAAAACAAACCAACCCAAGGCGGUGAGCAACGACAAACCAAGGAAGAUAUGCAACAGUGGCUUGAUGAUAUUCUUGAAAUGUAAUUUUUCGAUUGUUAUUUAUUGUUGAGGAAAUAAAAAUGGCUUAAUAAUU